AUGGGGAGUUUUAUGAAGUUGGGACAUUUAUCUCUUUUCAUCUUUUCUAUUUACUUAAUUUCGGGAUGUUUUGCUGAUCCAUAUUAUUACUCUUCUCCUCCCCCACCACCAUCGUACACUUAUUCUUCUCCACCCCCACCACCUUACAAAGCUGAAGAGAAAAAGUAUACUCCGUACAUAUAUUCAUCUCCGCCGCCACCACCUUAUAAGGCUGAAGAGAAAUAUACUCCAUACAAAUAUUCAUCUCCACCACCACCAACUUACAAAACUCCGGAAAACAAAUAUACUCCUUACACAUAUGCAUCUCCACCACCACCAACUUACAAAACUCCAAAGAAUAAAUAUACUCCUUACACAUACGCAUCUCCACCACCACCCACUUACAAAACACCGGAGAAAAAAUAUACUCCUUACACGUAUGCACCACCACCACCGCCAACUUACAAAACUCCAGAGAAGAAAUAUACUCCUUACACAUAUUCGUCGCCACCACCGCCAACUUACAAAACUCCAGAGAAGAAAUAUACUCCUUACACAUAUUCGUCACCACCACCGCCAACUUACAAAACUCCAGAGAAGAAAUAUACUCCUUACACAUAUUCGUCACCACCACCGCCAACUUACAAAACUCCAGAGAAGAAAUAUACUCCUUACACAUAUUCGUCACCACCACCGCCAACUUAUAAAACUCCAGAGAAGAAAUAUACUCCUUACACAUAUUCGUCUCCACCACCGCCAACUUAUAAAACUCCAGAGAAGAAAUAUACUCCUUACACAUAUUCGUCGCCACCACCGCCAACUUACAAAACUCCAGAGAAGAAAUAUACUCCUUACACAUAUUCGUCACCACCACCGCCAACUUACAAAACUCCAGAGAAGAAAUAUACUCCUUACACAUAUUCGUCACCACCACCGCCAACUUACAAAACUCCAGAGAAGAAAUAUACUCCUUACACAUAUUCGUCGCCACCACCGCCAACUUACAAAACUCCAGAGAAGAAAUAUACUCCUUACACAUAUUCGUCACCACCACCGCCCACUUACAAAACUCCAGAGAAGAAAUAUACUCCUUACACAUAUUCGUCACCACCACCGCCCACUUACAAAACUCCAGAGAAGAAAUAUACUCCUUACACAUAUUCGUCACCACCACCGCCGCCCACUUACAAAAUUGAAGAGAAAAAACACACUCCUGCAUACUAUUCAUCACCUCCACCUUACUACUAA
Molecule: messenger RNA, 1227 nt
Organism: Impatiens glandulifera
Lineage: Eukaryota; Viridiplantae; Streptophyta; Magnoliopsida; Ericales; Balsaminaceae
Product: extensin-2-like
Exons: 1
Coding region: 1-1227 (408 amino acids)
Source: RefSeq, a predicted model, not a curated record